AUGAGUAAUAAUGGAACAGACCUAACCACGGGAUUUGCCGCCUCUUCUGUUGCUAUUCUUUUGUUUGGCUCAAACUUUGUGCCACUUAAAAAAUAUGAUACUGGUGAUGGAAUGUUUCUCCAGUGGAUUCUCUGUGCUGCAAUUUGGUUGGUUGCUUUAGUGGUCAAUCUGCUAUUACAUUGCCCUAAAUUUUGGCCUCUUGCAAUGCUUGGAGGCUGCAUUUGGGCAACAGGGAACAUUGCUGUUGUCCCAAUUAUCAAAACCAUUGGUUUAGGCCUUGGCAUCUUAAUCUGGGGAUCAUUUAAUGCAUUAACUGGCUGGGCCAGCUCAAGGUUUGGCUGGUUUGGAAUGGAUGCACAAGAAGUUUCAAAACCACUGUUAAAUUACAUUGGAGCUGGACUAUCAAUAGUAAGUGCCUUCAUAUUUUUGUUCAUCAAAAGUGAAAUACCAUGUAGCACGGGUUCCACGGAUACUACACCCUUAAUGUCAGAACAUGAGAUCAACUCAAGUCCAGAUGUCUGUGCUAGUUAUUCCUGGGUGGAUAAACUUUCUACAGUACAACACCGCAUUGUAGGAUGUGGUCUUGCCGUGAUAUCUGGAAUACUCUAUGGUUGUACAUUUGUGCCAAUAAUUUAUAUCAAGGACCAUAGCAAAAGAAAUGAUAGUAUGUAUACAGGAGCAAGUCAAUAUGAUUUAGAUUAUGUUUUUGCACACUUCAGCGGCAUAUUUCUUACAAGUACAAUCUACUUUCUGGCAUACUGUAUAGCGAUGAAAAAUAGCCCUAAACUAUAUCCUAAAGCAGUCUUGCCAGGAUUCCUUUCAGGAACACUUUGGGCAAUCGCUACCUGUUGUUGGUUCAUUGCCAAUCACUUUCUCAGUCCUGUGGUCAGUUUUCCAAUAAUCACUGCUGGUCCAGGACUAGUUGCUGCAAUGUGGGGUGUCUUCAUGUUUAAGGAGAUACAGGGUUUGAGAAACUACCUGUUGAUGAUACUUGCGUUUUUCAUCAUCCUGGCUGGAGCUUUAUGCACUGCUUUUUCUAAAAUCUAA
Molecule: messenger RNA, 1047 nt
Organism: Elephantulus edwardii (Cape elephant shrew)
Lineage: Eukaryota; Metazoa; Chordata; Mammalia; Macroscelidea; Macroscelididae
Gene: TMEM144
Product: transmembrane protein 144
Exons: 11
Coding region: 1-1047 (348 amino acids)
Biological process (GO): carbohydrate transmembrane transport
Cellular component (GO): membrane
Molecular function (GO): carbohydrate transmembrane transporter activity
Source: RefSeq, a predicted model, not a curated record